AUGGAGAAAGAAGGGUUGCCAGCGCUGGGCUGGGCCGCGAGAGACACCUCCGGCCACCUCUCACCGUACAGCUUCUCGAGAAGGGUUCAGGAGGACGACGAUGUGACCAUCAAGGUGCUCUUCUGCGGGAUCUGCCACACCGACCUCCACAUCGCCAAGAACGACUGGGGCAACACCCUGUACCCCGUCGUUCCCGGGCACGAGAUCACAACAAAACGGCUCGUCGGCGUCGUCACCGACAUUGGCCGCGGCGUCGACGGCUUCAAGAUCGGCGAGACGGUGGGCGUGGGGUACUUCGUCGGCUCCUGCCGAACGCGCAUCAGCUGCAGCAAAGGCUACGAGAACUACUGCGCCAAGCUGGAGAUCACCUCCAACGGCGUGGGCCGCGACGGCGAAAACACACGCGGUGGGUUCUCUGACGUCCUCGUCGUCAACCAGGACUACGUCCUCCGCGUGCCGGACACCCUGCCCAUGGACGGGGCGGCGCCUCUGCUCUGCGCCGGCGUCACGAUGUAUACCCCGAUGAUGCGGCACGGGCUCAACGCUCCCGGCAAGCACCUCGGCGUCGUCGGCCUCGGCGGCCUCGGCCACCUGGCCAUCAAGUUUGGGAAGGCGUUUGGGAUGACCGUCACAGUGAUAAGCUCAUCGCCCGCAAAGCGCCAAGAGGCGCUCGACCGCCUCGGCGCCGACGCCUUCCUGCUCAGCAGCGACCCCGAGGAGAUGAAGGCUGCGGCCGGCACCAUGGACGGCAUCAUCGACACGGUGUCGGCGGGGCACCCCAUCGUGCCGCUGCUGGACGUGCUGAGCCCGAUGGGGCAGAUAGUGCUGGUGGGCGGGCCUAGCGAGCCGCUGGAGCUGCCGGCCUAUGCCAUCGUGCCGGGCGGGAAGGGCAUCGUCGGGAACCUCGUCGGCAGCAUCAGGGACUGCCAGGCCAUGCUGGACUUCGCGGGGAAGCACGGCAUCACGGCCGACGUCGAGGUCGUCAAGAUGGACUACGUCAACACGGCCGUCCAGCGGCUCCAGAGGAACGACGUCAGGUACCGCUUCGUCAUCGACGUCGCCGGAAGCCAGCCGCCGCGUCGGUUAUCUCGUGUGUGA
Messenger RNA from Lolium rigidum, 1098 nucleotides. RefSeq names its product probable cinnamyl alcohol dehydrogenase 8D. The coding region runs from base 1 to 1098 and encodes 365 amino acids. Lineage: Eukaryota; Viridiplantae; Streptophyta; Magnoliopsida; Poales; Poaceae. The record is from RefSeq and is a predicted model, not a curated record. Gene Ontology annotation, biological process: lignin biosynthetic process. Gene Ontology annotation, molecular function: cinnamyl-alcohol dehydrogenase activity. The transcript has 4 exons.